AUGCGGCAAAUAGCUACUCGCGCCGCCCUUGCGGCAGUUUUCCUCGCGGCCUCGGUGCUCGCGCAUGAUGAUGAAUCGACGAAUACGAAUAUGAAUAUGGACAUGAACAUGAACAUGAAGACACCGGCCUCGGCGGACCCUGUACAUCCAAAUAGUGAAGGACCGAUGAGCUACUUCGCCUACGAUAAACACAGAGGCGCCAUUUUGGCGCAUAUCGGUUUGAUGGUCGCGGCCUGGUGCUUCUUGCUUCCUAUAUCGGUCAUGCUUAGCAUUGCGCACUCACGAUUUGCGCUACCGUCGCAAUUCGUGUUUAUGCUGUGCAACGCCUUCGGCUUGCUUCUCGGCAUUAUUUAUAAUGAGCAGACACCCGACCUAUACGAGAAUAACGCACACCACAAGAUCGGAUGGAUUAUCACCUGGGUGGUCAGCACUCAACUCAUCUUGAGCUUGAUCUUUGUCUAUGCCGGCCGCGGCGAGUCGAAGACUGAGUCUAGAUCUUUUGAGCGUGCUACUUUCCUCCCCGUCGCAACCGAUGGCAAUGAGCAUGUCCGCGUUUUCCCUACUGCUCCAAUGCACGAAUAUAGGGACAGUGGACAGGGCACUGAACCUAACUCGCCCAGCGACAGCCCUGCCUCUCCAUCUUUCGAGCCUCCGGAAUACGACGGAUUCGAGAAACCCGAGGAUGAUAUACCCAGCGAGACUACUGGACCGCGCCGUUGGAUCAAGAGCACCUUUGUGGAUCGUUUCCUGUCGAGACUCGUGCCUGGGAUGGUUUCCAACCACGUCUUGCGCGUUUUCUACGUGGUAUAUAAGGUGAUCGACCGGAUAAUUCUUCCCUUCGGCUUCGUUGCUAUGGCCUCUGGUGCGGUCACGUAUGGCGGUAUAAUGCGCAAGACGGAUAUUUUCAAUGGCCUGGCGCACUUUAUCAAGGGUGGGAUCUUCUUCUGGUAUGGUGUGCUCACCCUCGGCCGCUAUAUCGGCUGCUGGGCGGAUCUAGGCUGGGCUUGGAACAAGAAGCCCUCCGCUUCCAUCGUCGGCAACUGGAAGUCCAAGGUCCCGUCGGCAGAAUGGACUGAGUCCUUUGUCAUCUUUUUCUAUGGCAUCACUAACGUCUUCCUGGAACACCUUUCCAAUGCGGGCAAGGGGUGGUCGACAACGGAUUUGGAACAUGUCUCCAUCACAGUCCUCUUCUUCGGUGGUGGCCUGGCCGGCAUGCUCUUUGAAUCUUCGCGUAUCCGUGAUGCCCUUAACAGCACAAUUCUUCGCUACCCAGGACACGGUACUCGCGAUGAAGGCUGGCAGCUUCCAAGAUCACAGACCGUGUCUCUAAAUCCUAUGCCGGCUUUGGUCAUCCUACUCCUUGGUAUGAUGAUGGGUUCGCACCACCAAAUGAGCAUGACCUCGACAAUGAUACACAAGCAAUGGGGUAACAUGCUGGUUGGUUUUGCACUAGCUCGCUGCAUGACCUAUGUCCUACUAUACAUUCGCCAACCCACUUCAUACCUACCUGCUCGUCCGCCGACUGAGAUCGUCGCUGCAUUCUGCCUCAUGUCUGGAGGUCUUAUCUUUAUGAUGAGUACUCGCAACGUCAUCGAGGCCAUGGAAUAUUACGAAGUCGAUGCGAUGUUCACCUUCACCGUGGGCCUGGGCUUCACAGCCUUCAUUAUGGCUCUGGAGAUUCUGGCCAUUGCACUCAAGGCAUGGGCCGUGAAGCGCGAGCAGCCUCCACAGCUGACUUACCGCUUCCCAUGA
Molecule: messenger RNA, 1752 nt
Organism: Penicillium cosmopolitanum
Lineage: Eukaryota; Fungi; Ascomycota; Eurotiomycetes; Eurotiales; Aspergillaceae
Product: Ytp1 family protein
Exons: 4
Coding region: 1-1752 (583 amino acids)
Source: RefSeq, a predicted model, not a curated record